GGCAUCGAAAGCAUAACCAAAGUGUAUAUGCAUUUACCGACGACUGAUAACAAGAAACAUACGGGUGAAUACAAAGCCAUAGCUGAAUGGCUUCUGGAGACUGACGGCACAUCACUAAUGCGAGUCCUAUCGGAACGGGAUGUGGACCCGGCCCGCACCUACUCUAAUGAUAUCUGCGAGAUAUUCGCGACUCUGGGUAUCGAAGCCGUGCGGAAAGCCGUCGAGAAAGAGAUGAAUCAUGUGAUCAGUUUUGACGGCUCGUACGUCAACUACAGACACCUGGCAUUACUGUGCGAUGUUAUGACAGCCAAAGGACAUCUCAUGGCUAUCACCCGACACGGCAUCAAUCGUCAGGAUGUCGGCGCUCUUAUGAGGUGUUCCUUCGAGGAGACGGUAGACGUGCUCAUAGACGCCGCCGCUCACGCAGAGGUCGACCACUUGAGAGGUGUCUCAGAGAAUAUAAUUAUGGGACAGUUGGCCAAAAUGGGAACGGGAGCCUUCGGUAUGCUUCUGGACCCGGAUAAGUGUAAGCAAGGCAUUGAAAUACCAAUGAAUAUGCCGGGAAUGGCUACUAUGGGCGCCGGUAUAUUCUUCGGAAGCGCUGACUCGCCCUCAAUGGCCGGUAUGACACCGCAGAUGACCCCCUGGGGACAGGGAUCCACACCGGCCUACGGACAGGCCUGGUCACCGGGACUGGGGCUCGGAAUGACUCCAAACGCGGCCGGUUUCUCACCCCGCGUCCGACGCGAGUGGCUUCUCUCCCGGCUAUUCGCCCGGUUGGUCACCACAACCCGGUUCGCCCGGCUCUCCCUCUUCGCCGUACAUCCCGUCACCGCACGGCCCGCUCUCUCCAUCAUAUUCGCCGUCAUCGCCAGCCUAUGCGCCGAUGUCUCCCGGAGUGGGGCCCUCCAGUCCCACGUACUCGCCUACCAGUCCCUCGUAUUCGCCAACGAGUCCGUCAUAUUCGCCAACGUCUCCGAAAUACUCUCCAACGAGUCCGAACUACUCGCCCACCAGUCCGUCAUAUUCUCCUACCAGUCCCUCGUACUCACCGACGAGUCCGUCAUAUUCGCCGACCAGUCCUUCAUAUUCUCCAACCAGUCCUUCAUACUCUCCAACCAGUCCUUCCUAUUCGCCGACAUCGCCCUCCUAUUCGCCUACCAGUCCGUCGUACUCACCGACAAGUCCUUCCUAUUCGCCGACCAGCCCUUCCUACUCGCCUACCAGUCCCUCCUAUUCUCCGACUUCGCCGUCUUAUUCACCAACGAGUCCAUCGUAUUCCCCGAGCAGUCCCUCCUAUGCACCCACCAGUCCCUCCUAUUCGCCGACAUCUCCCUCUUAUUCGCCUACCAGUCCCUCGUACUCGCCAACGAGUCCGUCGUACAGCCCGUCAUCGCCGUCGUACUCGCCCACCAGCCCUAUUCUCCCGCGAGCCCCUCCUACUCGCCCACCAGUCCCUCAUACAGCCCGUCGUCGCCGCGCUAUACACCGGCGUCGCCCAAGUAUUCUCCAACAUCUCCGCGCUAUUCGCCUACCAGUCCCUCAUACUCGCCGACGAGCCCUAACUACUCGGGUGCCAGUCCUGGCUAUUCACCCACGAGUCCCAACUACUCGCCCAGUAGUCCGAAGUACACGCCCACCAGCCCGUCGUACAGCCCAUCAUCGCCUAAGUACUCGCCUACGAGUCCCACAUACUCGCCGACCAGUCCUAACUACACCCCCACGAGCCCCACCUACUCGCCCACCAGUCCCCAGAGGUCUCAGUAUUCUCCGACGUCGCCGACCUACUCGCCCACGAGUCCUACUUAUUCGCCUACCAGUCCCACAGAUGAUGAUCACGACAAACAUUGA
This is a messenger RNA of Oppiella nova, 1851 nucleotides long. The record is from the annotation of a GenBank genome assembly. NCBI's taxonomy places the organism in Eukaryota, Metazoa, Arthropoda, Arachnida, Sarcoptiformes, Oppiidae.